AAAAAAAAAAAAAAAACAGAAUCGCUACAGAAGAAAGAAGUUCAAAGCUUCCCCCCGUUUGUUUCUCCGAUUAGCUGCUGAGUAGAGUACGAAACAGUACCGUACCGUCUCCAGUUCCCGUUAGUUACUUCGAUUGCAAACGGUGGAGGGAUUUCCGGAGGUCCAGCGCAGAACCAAGUGGGUGUAUGGCGAUGACGAUUGAAGGAGGGGGUGGAGGGACAUUGUCGGCGAUUUAUCAGAGCGCGAAGAAGCUGCUACUGAAAGCUCGCGACGGGAUCGAGAGAGUAGAGCGGCUUGAGAGCUCUACCUCUAAUGGUGGAUUGGAUUCUCCCGAGCUUUCUUUCGCCGUCAAGAAGGAUAUCUCUCAGAUCCAAUCCCUUUGCGCCGAGAUGGAUCGUCUCUGGCGCUCAAUAGCUUCCAAACCUCAACGCGAUCUAUGGAAAAGAAAGGUGGAACAAGUAGCAGAGGAGGCUGAAUCAUUGAAAGAAAGCCUGGAUAGAUACUUUGCGAGGAAUCAAAGACGGAUGAAGGAGGCACAAGAAAGAGCAGAAUUGCUUGGGAGAGCGAAUGGGGAGUCUUCUCACGUGUUGAGAAUAUUUGAUGAGGAAGCGCAGGCAAUGCAAUCAGUCCAAAACUCUAAACGGAUGCUGGAGGAUUCUUUGUCCACAGGAUCAGCUAUCCUUACAAAAUAUUCAGAACAAAGAGAACGCUUGAAGAGGGCGCAACGGAAAGCUUUGGACGUGCUCAACACGGUUGGGCUGUCAAACUCUGUGUUGAGGCUGAUUGAAAGGCGGAACCGAGUGGAUACAUGGAUCAAGUACUUUGGAAUGGGUGUUACUAUCGUCAUUUUGUAUUUCUUCAUAUCUUGGAGAGGUUGAACUGGAAUCUCUCUCGUUCUUGUUCUUCCUCCCACUUUCUUUCUUUCAAUAUCUGGCUUACAUAGAAACCCAUUUUGCAUCCAUAGGAAGAAAGAAUGAAUUUGUAAGACCUCAUUGAAGACAUGGAGUGACGGAAAGAUGUACAUGCAUAGAGUCGUGUUACAUAUUACAACUAAGAAAGGGGGUCUUGCAUUUUUUUUAAAACUUGGUGUGUACUUGAACCUGUAGGCUGUAGGCUGUAGUCAACAAAGAUGUAUUGGGUUGGAGUUAAAUGAAGGUAUAUGCAUUAUUAAUAGUUUAGAUUGGGUCCAAUUAGGG
Messenger RNA from Linum tenue, 1196 nucleotides. The record is from the annotation of a GenBank genome assembly. Lineage: Eukaryota; Viridiplantae; Streptophyta; Magnoliopsida; Malpighiales; Linaceae.